Molecule: messenger RNA, 613 nt
Organism: Effrenium voratum
Lineage: Eukaryota; Dinophyceae; Suessiales; Symbiodiniaceae
Source: the annotation of a GenBank genome assembly
CGACGCAGAACCGGUCCGAUUUCCGCGGGCAUGCGACGAGGCACCGUCCGCAGGUGCCUGACUGUCCCAAUUUUCGCUUUGACUUUGCCGCUCCGCUGCACGAGACAUCGAGUUUCUCUGGCGGCCUUUUGUCGAAACGGGCUCAGCAUGGCGAAGGUGUUCAUCCCCACGGCGCGCCUGGAGAACGGCAGCGAGAUGCAGAAGCUGUCCCUGGGCCUGUACAAUGUGCCCAGGGAUCAGGUCAAGGCCGUGGUGGACGCCGGCCUGGCGGCGGGGCUUCGGAGCUUCGACUCCGCCUCCUUCUACGACAAUGAGGUGGAGGUGGGCGAGGCCUUGCGGUCCUGGAUGGCCUCAGGCCACGAUCGCUCCGAGCUCUUUGUCACCACCAAGGUUUGGACGACGGACCUGGGAGACCCCGAGUCCGCGGCGAGAAGCGCCGAAACUUGGGGGCCGUAGGUCUCAACGCCGAGGUCGAAACUUUUGCUCGCUGAGACCGGGAGACUUUGCGUCCCUUUGGGGCUGUGGCCUGGGAUCCCUUUGGGGGGGCUGUGGCCUGGGAUCGCUUUGAAUCCGCGACUGGCCGAGGCUUGAAACUGGUCUAUGGCUCAGGGCU